Molecule: messenger RNA, 2553 nt
Organism: Rotaria socialis
Lineage: Eukaryota; Metazoa; Rotifera; Eurotatoria; Philodinida; Philodinidae
Source: the annotation of a GenBank genome assembly
AUGCCGAGCAUUGUGCGACAAGAUAGCCUUUGUUCGCACGUUGAUCAAUUACGAUUUUUUGAUUUUCUUGAGCCAAAUUUUGAUUUUAAAACAGCUAUGUCAAGAUUUGAACGUCAAGUUAGUUGGUUACCAUUUGUCGCACCAACAGCCGAAUUAGAUUCACCAACAGUCGAUAAUAAUGCAACAUUCGACUCAAUAUGGCAACCGAAAUCUUCAUAUUUACCAACAUUACCGGAAACACCAUUAUCGUUUGGCGAUGAUCCUCAACAACAAGAGAUUAGUAUUGAUUCAAUUAUUGAUCAUAGAAAUUUAAAUAAUCUUCUAUCACCACCAACACCGUCGUUCAUCAAAACAUCGGUACCGUCACGAUCAAAUUUACCAGCACGAUCACAAGAAAAAAAUUCUCGAGCUAUGUCACCAUCACCAUAUGAGUCUUCAUUACCAUCACACAAACGAACAAAAUCAUCAACAAAUAUUCAUGAGCCAGAACAAUUAGUACCUGGUGCUUCACAAACUGCUCUUGAAGUGGCUGCCCUUCUCAAAGAACAUCCUGGUUACAUGUGUCCUAUGUUGACACUUGUUCAAGAGUAUCAAAGUCGAUUUCGUAAACCAUUACAUAUAUCAGAAUUGAAUACAGCUCGAGAUAUAAUUGAAAUUCAAUAUAAUGGUCAUAUGGGUUUUGCACGACUUUCACCAUCAUUUCGAGCAACAAUGGGAUCUGACGUUCUUUCUGUUCGACUUGAACGUCCAUAUUGUACAAUUCAUUGUCCAAUAAAUUUUGUUGUUAGUUCAACAUUCGAUUUACCAUUUAUUCGUUUACCAUUACAUAUAUUUUCUGAACAUGUUCAAUAUUUACUUACUCAACAUUCUGGCUCUAUGCCAUUGGGAAGUUUUCUUCAAUGUUAUUCAAAUUAUUUUCCACCUUUAAUUGAUGACGAAUACGGAGUACCACUUGAGCAUUUUAUAACAUGUGUAAAAAAUGUUGAAAUUGUUACUGACAAAGGUGUUAUUAAACGUAUACAAACAACAAUAACACCUUCGUUUUCUGUACCACUCAAUCAUAUGGUAUCAGAUAAACGUUCAACAUCAUCAUCUGCGUCAUCAUCAUCAUCAACAUCAACAACAACAACAUGUUCCUUACAAACAUUUGCUCGUGAAGUCAUUGAUUUACUUAAACAAGAAACAGUACAUUGCCGUUUACCAUUAUCAAAAUUUGUAACAGCUUAUCAUUCGAAAUAUAGUCGACAUUGUCGAGCAGCUGAUUAUGGUUUUGAUAAAAUUCUUGACUUAUUACUUGCUAUUCCAAAUGCUGUUCAAGUACUCGGUGAUGGUAAUAAACGUAUAUUAACACUUACUCAUCGAUGUCAAGUUAAGCGAUUUUUUAAUGAUCUUGUAAGAAUUUUAAAAAAUAAACCACAACGAUCAAUGGCUAUCAGUGAAAUUCCAAGAGAGUUCACCAAUUUCAGCAAAAAACCAUUUGAUAUGAUCGAUUUUGGUGUUUGUUUUCUCGAUGAUCUCAUUGGGGAACUUAAAGACAACAAAGAAGUUGUAGUCGAUCAAGAAAAUGGAAUAAUAAAACUAUAUCGAAAAGAACAAACUGAUGUGGAAAAAUUUGCUACACAACUUUUUGCUGAAGAUAUUAUCAAUAUGUUUCGUCAUCAACAAGAUUUUAAUAUACCAUUUCAACGUUUCAUUCCAAUGUAUCAUCAUCAUUUUGGUUAUCAAUGUCGCGUACAAUUAUAUGGAUGUUUACGUUUAAUUGAUUUAUUUGAAGAACUGCCAAAUAUUGUUCAAAUAAUCGAAGAUAAAAAUGGCGAACGAAUAAUACAAUUAACAGAUGAAGCUAUUCGUCAAGCUGUUCAAUUGAAUAUAACUCAACUCAUACGACAAUGCGAUGGUUCAAUUCCGUUUGAUCAUUUAAUGAAACUCUAUGCUGAAAUGUAUCGUUUUGAACUUAAUUAUGAAGAGAUGGGUUUUGAUUCUAUUGAAACAAUGCUUGAAUCAAUGCAAGAUAAAUUAGCUUGUGUUCAAACAAAUAAGAAUACUGCCGUUAUUCGUGUAAUGGAAGAACAUCAUUCGGAAAUAGUAUUUGCUCGAAAUGUCGUACAUAUUCUUAUGGAAGCACAAGGUGAAACAACAAUUUGGUUACUUAAACAAGAAAUGGCUAAUAGAUAUAGACGUGAAUUAAAAAUUGAAGAUUGUCAAAAUCGACUUAAACAAUAUGUGGAGUUGAUCGGUCAAAAUGUUCGUCUUACACCGCCGAUGCGGUUUGCAUACGAAGUAGUUAAAGGAAUGCGUGCAUGUGGUUUAGAUAAAAUGAAUUAUGAAGAUUUUCUGAUUGAUUAUCAAUUACGACAUGGUAAUGCACAUUGCCCAAAUCCAGCCGAAUAUGGUUAUCCAACCAUCGACCGUUUAUUUAACGCAAUACGUAUUGUUGCUUUAACACGUGGUCAUCGACAAACAAAAACAAUAUCAUUAACAGAUGAAUUUCGAAUGCAUAUUCGAUCAAGUUAUUCUCUACAGUAUAAUAACAAUAAUCGCUUUGCUCAAUGA